UUUAUCAGUGCACAGUGGGAGAGAGGGAGCAAGUAGGUGAGUGCUGGAGAGAGGGUAGGGAGGGGGCAGGAUCCAUAGGAAGGGCACUGAGCCAGGAGUAGAGGGACAACGCAAUAGUUUAGAGAUAGCUGGAUACAAUUUUCUGGGGAAAAUCUGCUAGGAGUGCACGUCAAAUUAUAACGGGUGUACACUCAAUCUAAUAUUUAUAUAAAAAUACAGAUUAGCGGAAAGAUUAUAUCCUUAUUUGCCAAACCUAAAUUACAGAACACAAAAGUGGAAGAAGAAUACUGAAGUGCAAAUGUAAAAAAAAAAAAAGAUUUGCAGAAGCAGAUAAAAUCAAAGUAGGUCUGAAACCAGAAGACUUGUCAGACAAGGUUAUCUAGUUAGACUGAGAGGGCUGAAGGUAAAAUCAAUCCGCAGAGUCUGAAGAUUGGCCACAAUCUGGGAAGUGGAGGCACUUUUUUGGGGACAUUUGGACUUCAUUCAUCUGCUUUGGAAAACUGUGAUCCAAGAACAUGUCUACAGGAAUGUCAUCCUCAACAAUGGACAGAGAAGGGGGCCACACAGGCUUUGCCUUCAAGAAUCCACUGACAGGUCUGCGCUGGAAACGACUGGAAGAGCCACUUGGAUUCAUUAAAUUGCUGGAAUGGCUGUUUGCCAUCUUGGCCUUUGGAACCUGUGGUUCUUUCAUUGGAGAGACAGCAGUAGUCGUGAUGUGUAAGGUUUCGGAUACACAGACAGACACAGAUCUAAUAUCUGUGCCCUUUUCUUACCCUUUCAGGCUGUAUCGACAGCGCUAUGAGAUGCCACACUGUGUGGAAACUGAAAGACGUAUUUUGCAUCUCUCAGGAGACUUCUCUGCACCAGCUGAAUUCUUUGUUACUUUGUCAGUGUUUGCUUUCUUGUAUUCCAUGUUUGCACUGGUAAUUUACUUGGUCUUCCAUGAACGAUACACUCAGAUACGGAGAGUUCCAAUUGUGGAUUUCUGUGUGACAGGUGUCUUUACCUUCUUGUGGCUUGUAGCUGCUUCAGCCUGGGGAAAGGGUCUCACGGAUGUGAAAUUAGCUACUCACCCAUCUAGCAUCCUUUCAUCAAUGCCAGUGUGCCAGUUAGAAAUCGCAUCUUGCUCUGCUGGUGUUACACCAUUCUAUGGCCUCGCCAAUAUAUCUGUGCUCUUUGGAUUUUUGAAUUUUUUCACCUGGGCGGCCAAUGCAUGGUUUGUGUUCAAGGAAACUGCAUGGAGCAAACAAGCGGCCAGUAAAGAGGAGUCUGCUGAGCGUGGGGAGGCUGAAGAUCUCCAGUGAUCCCUCAUCACUUCCCACCUAGAUCGGGAUGUCUUUCCCUAACUGUCACUCUACUUGUUCAUUAGUGUGGACUUCUCAAGAGACUCUUGUCUUGUACUUACUUACUGUUCCCCAGCAGUUGGUUGUCAUCUUGAACCAAAGUUAUCCACUCCAAUACAAUCAUUUUUUCCAUCUUUCUGUUUUCCAAAGUCAUUAAUGCAUCUAGAAGGUUUUACCUCCUCUGGUGCUAUCUUUUAAAUAAAAUGAUGUCCGCUUUC
Bufo gargarizans (Asiatic toad) is the source of this 1561-nucleotide messenger RNA. RefSeq names its product synaptophysin like 2 (gene SYPL2). The record is from RefSeq and is a predicted model, not a curated record. The coding region runs from base 516 to 1304 and encodes 262 amino acids. The transcript is spliced from 6 exons. Gene Ontology annotation, cellular component: synaptic vesicle; synaptic vesicle membrane. NCBI's taxonomy places the organism in Eukaryota, Metazoa, Chordata, Amphibia, Anura, Bufonidae.